CCUUCAAGACAUCGGGAUGGGCCACUCUGCAGCUUUCUUAUCUCUGCAUCCUUUCCCGAGCAUGGCGAGAGAAACCUAGGAGCCGCUGUUCCCGAGUCGCCUCCUUUCCGCCCUCUGUCUAUGGUAUCCGCGCACUGCGGGCGGGGCUCACGCCAAAAUCCAAGGAAUGAAAAAUACUGUUCCAAAGAAUGACAAAAAGAGAAGAAAACAGUUGUUGGAUGAAGUUGCCAAACUGGAGGCAGAACUAGAACAGAAACAUAAAGAAGAACUAAAUAAGCUAAAGGAGACAUUACCUGAGCAAAGCAAGGAGGAGUCCGCAGCUUUAAGUAUUGCAAGCUUGGAACUUGAGGACAGAGAGCAGAUCCAACCUCCUAAAAUAUCAAAAGCACAAAAGAGGCGGGAGAAAAAAGCAGCCUUGGAGAAGGAAAGAGAAGAAAGAAUCGCAGAAGCUGAGAUAGAAAACUUAACAGGAGCUAGGCACCUUGAGAGCCAGAAACUUGCACACAUUUUAUCAAAAAGGCAAUUGGAAAUCAAACAGAUUCCAUCUGAUGGUCACUGUAUGUACAGAGCUAUUGAAGAUCAACUCAGGGAGCAACAAAACUCCUGGACUGUUGCAACUCUUAGAAGUCAGACUUCAGAGUACAUCAGAAGCCACACGGAUGACUUCCUACCAUUUCUGACAAACCCAAAUACAGGAGACCUGUAUAGCCAAGAGGAAUUUGAAAAAUACUGCUAUGAUAUAGCAAACACAGCUGCAUGGGGCGGACAGUUAGAACUACGGGCUCUAUCGCAGAUUUUGCAAACGCCAAUUGAAGUAGUACAAAUGGAUUCACCUCCCAUUAUUGUUGGUGAAGAGUACAAUAGGAAACCACUAACACUUGUGUAUAUGAGACAUGCAUAUGGAUUAGGAGAACAUUAUAAUUCUGUAAAACCUCUAUCGGACAUGACUACAGAAAAUGAAAGCUAGUACACACAACUCAUCAGAAGACAUGAAUGCUGGGUUCAUCUUUGUAUAGGUCUGGCACACAAGUUCUACUCAUUUUCUAUUACAAGAUGCAGAAGGUUUGAAGAUACAUAAGAAAUCUGUUCUAAGCAUUGUGGACUCUGAUUUAAAUCAUGUUUUAAAAAACUUCCAUAAAGUGUUUGUAAUGCAACUCCUAAUAAACUGUGUAUUACAGAUUUUUUUGUUUUCUGCUUUAGUGGCAAAGUCAGUGGUAAUUGUGCUACCGUUGCACUACUCUUUAUUUUUUAAUGAACAGAACUCAUGAAAUAAUUGCAAGUGGAAAGUGUUGAAAUUAUUAAGGUACUUAAAUGGCAUGAAAUUGUGGACCCUGUGGACAUGGUUGUGUCAGAUCAGAGUCUCUCAAGAUCAAAUUUAUUAAAUCAGUCAUUAAUGUCCCACCCCCCACCCCUUUUGCUGAAAUCCUCAUUUUUCUCCUGAGCAGUAGUUGAAAUGUUUGCAACAUUCAACACAUUGAUCAGAAGCCCUAUGUCUCUGUUGUAAAUAGAAUUUCACCUUUUCAAUCAAGUUCUAUUUGACUUCUAAUAAUAUGACUGCCUCUUAGGCAAUUAAACAUGCAGAAGGAACAUUCUUACAGUUCUAGGAUGAUAAUGGAUUUUGCUGCUCAUCCCAUUGCUGAAUCCAGAUUAUCUGAUGUAUUUACCUGAAUCUAAGACUAGAUUCCCCCCAAGUUCUUUGAAUUUGGGGGGUUGUCUUAAAUUCAGGGUCCUCUUCUUUUUGGUAAAUGGUAUAGCCUAUAUUUAACCCAUAUUUUUAAGGGGGUCAUCUUAUAUUCAGGGUUGUCUUCUAUUCAAGUAAAUCUGGGGUACAUGCUCAUUUGGGGAGUGAAUGGCAUUGCUCCCAAGCUCGCAUAUAAAGCAAGCCUUCACAUGGGUAGCCAAAACCCUUUCAUCCCACUAUUGCAUAAUUGUGGAAGGUACAUACAGUGCCCUGAGAAUAUUUUUGUUCGUUAUCUUCAUGGCUAUCAUGAUGGUGAACUUAAUAGUACAUGAGGAAACUAUUUUUUAUGUUCAAGACUCUUGAGAAAAUAAGGCCUACCAAUGUGAUACUGGUGUCUAUGGAAUUUGCAUUUAGAUUUAUGUGGGUGUUUCUCUAAAUCACUUACUUUGAACAGUAGCCAAGAUUGUGUAUGUGGCUAGCAAAAUUAAAAUUUAUUUUGUGAUCUGUUU
Hemicordylus capensis (graceful crag lizard) is the source of this 2190-nucleotide messenger RNA. It is a transcript of the gene OTUD6B, whose product is annotated as OTU deubiquitinase 6B. The record is from RefSeq and is a predicted model, not a curated record. Gene Ontology annotation, molecular function: cysteine-type deubiquitinase activity. Gene Ontology annotation, biological process: protein deubiquitination. The coding region runs from base 167 to 967 and encodes 266 amino acids. Lineage: Eukaryota; Metazoa; Chordata; Lepidosauria; Squamata; Cordylidae. The transcript has 7 exons.